Suillus subaureus is the source of this 902-nucleotide messenger RNA. RefSeq lists its product as uncharacterized. NCBI's taxonomy places the organism in Eukaryota, Fungi, Basidiomycota, Agaricomycetes, Boletales, Suillaceae. The record is from RefSeq and is a predicted model, not a curated record. The coding region runs from base 271 to 777 and encodes 168 amino acids. The transcript is spliced from 2 exons.
GCACUCAAUCCAUCUAAUUGAUCGCACUUGCGAAGCCUCACAAGAGCGGAUUUAGCCAACCAGGAGUUUGAUAGAGUCGAGCACAAGUCACAGAAAGCUGGCCGACUGAUAUUUUGGACAGCGGUGUCGGGUAAUGUUAACCUUCUUCUGGUUUCAUACAGUUGUAGUGUCGUAGUGGAGCUGAAGAGGGUUGACAAAGGCAUCGUACCAACUGGCUUGACUCGAUAUUGAAGAGGUUCAAGUUAAUAUUCGAGGCUCGGAGAGUGCAAGAUGACACAUUUGACAUCAGAAGGUGUAGCUAGAAUGAUCUUUGCCAUAGCUGAGAAAUGUAGUCAAAAAGAGUUGAAAAUGCUCACAACACUGUUUUUUUUCCGACUUCUGCCAUUCUGCCCACUACACUAUAGCACUGGUAGACUAGACUCAAAGUACUUCGGCUGCCAAAUGUUGGCAAGAGCUAUUAACGUAUGUCACGUGUGUGCGUUACCUCAGAGGUCAAGACCUCCGGCUCCAGCACCGCUUGUCUCCCUCCGCCUACCACACUUAACCUCCAACCCGCACCCUCCGGUCUUUCCCGGCCCGCGCCAUGUGCCAGGCCUAACCAACCGCGCGAAGCCUGGCGCUGCCUCGCACCUCGAAACCUCACCAGCACCCCCAUGCCAGAGUGUGACCUCCGGAGGCCCUCCCACUACUUCCUGUUUCCGCCCAGUCACCAGGAAAAUGUCGGAGUAUUUAGCCUUAUUCUACCUAAUAAACCACAUAAGACGGAAGGUGAUUUAAGAAAAAUGCAAGCAAAUUUGAUCACAACGAACACAACAUUAUGGAGAUAUGAUAAUUUUAUUUCCAAAUACAUUAAGGAGACAUGUCUUUAUGUUCUAAGCUCGUGCAACUUCGGUAAAGGAUCU